AGCGCAUAGCAGUGGAACAAGCAAUCGAGCUGGACUGAAUUGAAUUGAACUGAAUUGAAUUGCAGAAGAGCAGCCAGAGCGCAGAAAGCAAGUCGACGACGAAGACGACAUACGAAAAGGCUGGCAGGCUGGCAAAGGCAGGCUUUUGGCCAGAGAAAAUUUUUUGUAAAAAGAGAUAGAACUUAACAAAAUUUUCUACCUUAAAUUAAUAGUAAAAAUAUGUAAAAAAUCAAAACGUUAAGCUUAGCGAAGUACGGGAAAAAAUGGGAGUGCAAGUUUUCGGCAAUAAAAAAGUAAAUGAAGUGUGAAAAAUUGCUGCGGAAAAUAUAUAUAUGAAAAGUUCCCCCAUGUGAAGUAUCGAAUGCAUACACAUACCGACACACAUAAGUGAACGCAUACACAUAAAUAAGUAGUUGAAAGGAAUGUGCUGAACGUGUUUAUAUGUAACUGUGGCAGUUUGCAAUGUGCACUAAAAGCUUUAAAAUAAAAUUAAAAUAAAAACAAAAAGGAGGACAUCAUUCAUAGGGAAUUUUCUAAUUUUUAUACGCGAAAAAUGUAUUCAUAAAAAGUGAACAAAAAAAUUCCAAAGCAUACUUUGUGGCGUUUUAGUGCAGUAGCCUGAAGCACAAAGCAGAUAAGCAAAAGAAAAUACACGCAUACAUACACACACAAACAACUGCCAGUGCAAUCGCCGUGAGUACAAAGGAUAUCAGGCAUUUAGGGGACGCAGGCACACACACACACACACACACACACACACCCAAACACACAGACACAGCUAUAACAGGGCAACGAACGAAACACAAAACAGGAAAGCCGCACGCAAGUACGAUAUACAUAUGUACAUACAUAUAGCAAAAGGCACAGACGAAUCAACGACCAACGUUCAACAGUGCGUAUGAGUAAUCUGGAAUUGUCAGCGGAAUUGAAUUAAAAAUUUUGAAGCAGUUGGCCGGAAGGCGCAUAGUUCAAUGGCAUGCAAGGCGGAUCAACAUUUCGGCGGGUGCUGGCAUUGUUGUUACUGUGGCGAGGUGUAUUGUUGUUGUUAGCAGGCAAUGCGGUGGCAGCCAUAACGAGAAUAAGAACAACCGCAACCACAGCCACAAUCCCAGCGUCGUUGAGACAGUCGCAUGCAAGUGCAACAGCCCGGCACACACAAAGGACAACAAAGCAAAACGAACGUGCGGUCAGAGAGAUAUAGCGCGUUAGCUGGCAACACUGGCGACGACUAGCAACGACAACUAUUAGUGUGAGCUAACUGAGCAGAAGGAGGAGGUGCAGGCGGAGGAGACGAAAAGCAAGCAGCAGCAGCAGCAAAAGGAAGGAAGCAAGGAGACAAAUAGCGGAAAUUGAAGUCUCGUAUAGGCAGGAAGUGGCACAAGAGCAGCAGCGGAACUUGUGUGUAGUUAAAGUCAACAAAGGCACAAAUUAAAGGAUAACUAAAAGAAAAACUAAGAUUUUUACCGACAAAAAACACAAAUCAAUUUAAGAAAACUUUAACAAAAACAAAAAAAAACCAAGUCGGCCGCAAACAAGUCGGCCACCUCUAUUGAGAAAGAAAAAAAUCAGAGCUGUUAAACUGGCACCACCCGUGGUACCAUCCGCCUCGAAUACGAUUACAAUUGAGACAACGAUCUCAACAUCGUCACCGCAGCACAGCCUCAGUGGUGGUGGCGUUGUCGGCGGCGGCAGCAGUGCCAAUGUCUGUGCCAGCUUGGCCAGCAUUGGCAUUGGCAGCACGCUCUGCAGCAGCGGCGACAGUGGCAUUUCCUCGUCGACGCCAUCGUUGGUCUCGCAACUCUCACCACCGCCCACCAUAAUAUGCAGCAUGCCCGCAUCUUCGAUCUCGAACAACAUCGCCAACGCCAUGACACCCAUCAGCAGCAGCGUGUGCGCGGCGGUUAGUAGCAGCGCAAUAGCGGCUGGACGCUGUAGUCCUAUCAUAACCGGUAGCUACGCCGUGCUCACCAAUGGGCUGGCGGCCAUUUCGGUGUCCAGUCACUCGACCAACACAUCUAUUUAUGGCUGUAGCGGUGGGGGCGUUAGCGGCGGCAGCGCUAAUACCAGAAAAUCGUUAAGUCCACUACAAAGUCUCUCCAUCGGUGGCAGUCUUUCUUCCUAUGGUGGUGGUGGUUGUGGUAGCAACAGCAGCAGUGGCAGCGGCGGCGGUGUAGGCAGUUGUAUAGGUAGUAGUGGCGGUGGCGGCAGCAGCACAGCUGGUCUCUCUCUACUCACCGGCAGCAAUAGUCACCUAACUAGCAUUUCGCCCGCACUAAGUACCAGCACACCGCUUAGCAGUGGCUUUGGGUGCAGCAAUAGUAUGAGUGUCGUCAGUGGCGGCAAUAAUGCAUCGAGCUACUUGAGCAACAUGAAGCUGCUGGGUCCCGCCUCCAUUGAUUUGGGCACCACACCGCUGACGCAUCGCAACUAUAGCACCAUUAAAGGCUUUAGCUUUCGACGCAGUUUCGAUGACAAAAUCAUAUCUCCAUUGAGCGUCAACAGCAGCGGCGGUAGCACUGCUGUCAGCGUCGCUGGUAGUGGCAUUGGCAUGUGUGGCAGCAAUAUUGGCGGCAUUGGCAGCGGCGGCGCUGGUAGCGGCAUUGGCAGCCAUAGCACCUACUUGGCGCAUCAUCACUUCUAUACACACUUCCACCACCAUCCAACGUCCGCCGGCAUGCAGAAGCAAUCGUCCAUUGAUCGCCACACGAGUGGUGGCGGCGGUGGUGGUGUGGGUGUAACUCAACACGGGACACACUAUCCACUCACUUCGUCGCAGUCAUCGACUAAGCUCUCGUAUCGCGAUGAUUUUCUCCAGCAGAUUGGCUAUUUGCCGACAACGCGCAUCUUUAACACCAGCAUCGAUGAGGACCGACAGCAGGACUUUUUGUCGUUGUCCAUGUCGCCGCCGUUGAAUCGUCGCCGAGAUAUGCCGGCGUUGCGUGGCAUCAUUAGCCUUUCCGAGCCUCGGGGCACAAUGAGCACCACAGAGGAAAUUUAUCCUGAUUCACCGGAUAGUAGCCUAUAUGGUUCGGAUGAGGAGCAGGAAGAUCCGUCACAAUAUUGUCGGGGAGGUUAUCAUCCAGUUAUUAUAGGCGAUAUAUUUGACAAUCGUUUUCGCGUGGUACGCAAACUCGGCUGGGGACACUUUUCCACCGUUUGGCUAUGCAGAGAUCUCAAAGAGGAGAAAUACGUCGCUCUCAAGGUGGUUAAGAGUGCACCGCAUUAUAUCGAAACUGCUGCCGAUGAGAUACGUCUGCUCGAAGCCAUACGCGAUGCGGAUCCACUCGAUAUGAAACGUGAACGUAUCGUACGACUGCUUAAUCACUUUACGAUACGUGGCGUUAAUGGCAAGCACUAUUGCUUGGUUUUCGAGGCGCUUGGUUGCAGCUUGUACAAAUUGAUUGUGAAGAAUAACUAUCAGGGCUUAGCCAUUGGGCAAGUACGCAACAUUAUCAAACAAGUGCUGGAAGGACUCGACUAUUUACAUACGAAAUGCAACAUUAUUCACACGGACAUCAAGCCAGAGAAUAUAUUGCUGGUGAUCGAUAAUGAGUCGGUGGUGAAUCAGCAAAUUGACGAUGAGAUAGCAAGCUUGCGCGUGAAGGGUGCAGACUUCCCGGAUUCAUAUAUUAGUUCCAUUGAGAAGCAAGCGAAGAGCCGCAACAAAUGGCCACUUAUCGAUACGAAUGCCUCGACGACAAACAGCACGGGCACAGCUAAUAAUUCCUCCACUUCAUCCACACCUCUGCCCAACACUGCUGUGGCUGCGCUCUCCAUGACCGGUGCAACAAUAUCGGCGCUUAGCAAGGAUGAUACGAAUUCGACAUUGAAUACAAAUACCACCACCUCUUCGUUAACAUCUAAAUACUCGUCCAGUUUGAUAGGCGAAAAUGAUGGCUUAGGUGGUGGUCGCACGGGUACAGACAGUCCUUCAAUUGGCGGCGGCGGCGGCGGCGGUGGCGGUUCAACUUACACGACAACGGGCAAUAUGAAUAAUCGUUAUCGAGCGGAGAAGAAAAUCACUGCCAAGUCGGUCGAUGGUGACGGCAAUAUUGGUGACACAACAACCAUACCAACAACAACAACUACAACUACCACCGAAGCAAUCAAUGGCAUCGAAAUAUUAAGUUUAUUAAGUACAAAAAGCGAAAAUAUCGACGUAAAUAAUGCGUCGUCUCCAAUUACUCAAAAAAAUACCCAACCACAAGAAAAAGCACAAGCACCACCAAAACAACAACAACUAUCACACCACCAACAACAACAACAACAACAGUUACUACCAACACCACCAUCAUCAUCAUCGGCACCCACAUCACAACAAGCACUUUCACUAGCUUUACCAUCUACACAAGCACAAUCAGCAUCAAUACAACAACAGCAACAACAACAACAACAAGCAACAUCACAAAAUAACAACGAAGAUGUUAAAAAUAGCAAAAAUGCCGAUACCGAAAAGACCCAGUCCUAUACGAAUGCCAUACAAGCGCUGAUCAACAAUACGAAUGUCCGCGUUAAAAUUGCUGAUUUGGGAAAUGCCUGCUAUGAUUACCACCAUUUCACUGAAGACAUACAAACGCGACAGUAUCGCUCCAUCGAGGUAUUACUCGGCGCACCCUACAAUUUCACCGCCGACAUUUGGAGCACAGCUUGUCUCGCCUUCGAACUAGCGACCGGUGAUUAUCUCUUCGAUCCACAUGCUGGAGAAAACUACUCACGCGAUGAAGAUCAUUUGGCGCACAUUAUUGAGCUAUUAGGCACAAUACCGCCGUCCGUUAUAUUUCGGGGCAAACACGGUCUCAAAUAUUUCACGAGUUAUGGCAGCUUAAGAAACAUCACAAAAUUGAAGCCGUGGAGUCUAUUGAAUGUGCUGAUCGAAAAGUACGAUUGGGAUCCAAUUGAAGCAAAGAAAUUUUCCGACUUCUUGCUGCCAAUGUUGGAAUACAAUCCCGUGAUACGCGCAUCAGCGGCCGAAUGCUUGAAUCAUCCUUGGCUUGAGCAGGAAGAGUUCGUUUAAAAAGCGGCCAUAUAAAUACUUACAUACAUACGUUUCACAAUGUUGACUGAUUAUAAAGCUGAAACGAUAUACAUACUUACUACGCAUACAAACGCACAUGGCAAAUGGGAGAAAAUGCAAUGCAAUUAGAGAAGGAGGUGUGAAAUUUAGCUGAAGACAGGGCCGAGAGAGACUUGAAGAUUCUCAAAUUAUUAAUUAAGCAUUAAGAAUUUACAUACAUACAUAAAUACAAUACCAAAAACGAUAAAUUAAAGUGAAACUUAUAGAGUAGGCAUUAAA
Messenger RNA from Rhagoletis pomonella (apple maggot), 5293 nucleotides. RefSeq names its product SRSF protein kinase 3 (gene Srpk79D). Gene Ontology annotation, biological process: spliceosomal complex assembly; protein phosphorylation; regulation of mRNA processing. The transcript is spliced from 8 exons. The coding region runs from base 1829 to 5014 and encodes 1061 amino acids. Lineage: Eukaryota; Metazoa; Arthropoda; Insecta; Diptera; Tephritidae. Gene Ontology annotation, molecular function: protein kinase activity; ATP binding. The record is from RefSeq and is a predicted model, not a curated record.